Messenger RNA from Mycotypha africana, 865 nucleotides. Its product is annotated as putative methionyl-tRNA synthetase. Gene Ontology annotation, molecular function: tyrosine-tRNA ligase activity; tRNA binding. The record is from RefSeq and is a predicted model, not a curated record. The transcript is spliced from 2 exons. The coding region runs from base 432 to 830 and encodes 132 amino acids. NCBI's taxonomy places the organism in Eukaryota, Fungi, Mucoromycota, Mucoromycetes, Mucorales, Mycotyphaceae.
UUUUUACAUUUAUUCACGCCCCUGUCAGAUUUGGUAAACCUCUUUUUCUCUUAUUCAUCGUUAACCCAUUUAGGCUGAAGUCGGCAUGUUGAUCAUUUCACCCAUUUUAAGGAAACAAGCUCUCAUUUCCAAACGACAACAAGCUUCUAGCAUAUUACAACCACUUCGAAGAUGGAAUCAUACAAACACUUCUGCUGCUGUUACUACUACGACGGAUAUCGUACCAGACGACCCUAUUCAUAGGGUUGAUUUAAGGGUAGGAAAAAUCGUGGAUAUCAAAGACCAUCCCGAAGCAAAACAUUUAUUUAUCGAACAAGGUCAGCUUUAUGAGCAAAUCUAUGGCAUAGCACAAUGUAUGAAGAGUAAAGCAGUGUUAUAACACCCUUUAUUUCGUUAUUUCAGUCGAUUUGAAUUCUGAAUCUACAGAAAAUAUGCCAAAUCCACGUACUAUUGUCAGCGGCCUUGCACCUUUCAUGCAAAAAGAAUCAUUACUAAACAAGCUAGUAGUUGUUGUGAGUAAUCUGAAGCCAAGCCGAUUUCGGGGUGUACUAUCACAAGGUAUGCUACUGGCUACAUCAUCCAAAGAUGGUAAGGUGGUUCGACUGCUUUCUCCACCUGAGGGCACCAAAGUUGGUGAGAGACUUGCCUUAGAAGGGGUGGAGUGGCAAGGUGAAGUGGACCCUGUUUUAAGGCCUAAGCAGAAAGUAUUUGAAAGUGUGGCUCCCUUUCUAAAGACAAAUGAACAGGGCAUUGCCACUUACAAGAACAUAAAGUUAAUGACAGAAAAAGGGCCGAUCAUAUGUGAAAUCAAAGACGGUCAGAUCUCAUAAAAAGCAAAUGAAGAGAAUAAGUGUUUAUUCUUGUA